Habropoda laboriosa is the source of this 4397-nucleotide messenger RNA. RefSeq names its product THO complex subunit 2 (gene tho2). Gene Ontology annotation, biological process: mRNA export from nucleus; mRNA processing. The record is from RefSeq and is a predicted model, not a curated record. Gene Ontology annotation, cellular component: THO complex part of transcription export complex. Gene Ontology annotation, molecular function: mRNA binding. Lineage: Eukaryota; Metazoa; Arthropoda; Insecta; Hymenoptera; Apidae. The transcript has 28 exons. The coding region runs from base 92 to 4366 and encodes 1424 amino acids.
AGGACGCUUGCAAUGGUGGAAAAUGGAGUCUAUUAACCUGUGAUGUUGAUACAAUUGUUUUUAAUCAUAAAAAGCUUUUCAUGGAAUUAAAAUGGCUGGUAAAGUGUGGAAUUCAGAAAUAUGGAAAGCAUGGGAUAAACAUGGAAAAAAUGAUUUCCUCAAGUUAAUCAAGCACAAAUUUAAGGAAGGCAACACUGCAGAUUGGAGAAGAGGAUUGUACGAAUUAAUAUCAAAUGGAAUCCGUGGGAACAUAAAAAGGGACAAUGUAGUUCAGACAUUAGGUGAACUGACGAGUGUUGAUGGGGCAAUACCAUCUGCAAUUGUGGAUAUAUUUACAUUAAUAGAUGCAGAAGCACAUAAUGAGGAAAGGAAUAAUUUUUAUUAUAUAGUAAAAGAAUCAGAAAAGUUUCUCACAGAUAGGAUAUUGAAGGAACGUUUAGAAAUUGACACAUUACAAGAUGUAGGAACAUUGAAAAAUAAGAAUUUUCAAACUAAAUUCAUUAAAGUGAAAACAAAAUUGUAUUAUAAACAACGGAAGUUUAAUUUAUUUAGAGAAGAGAGUGAAGGAUAUUCUAAACUUAUAGUGGAAUUGAAUCAGGAACGUCCAGAAAACGAAGUAGCAUCGAUACUGGAAAUCGUUAAGUCUCUUAUCGGAUAUUUCAACCUUGACCCUAACAGAGUGCUCGAUAUUUUAUUAGAAACUUUUGAAAAUCGACCGCAAGACGAUGCACUUUUUAUUCCUUUAAUUCGUUCGUAUAUGAGCGACCAGCAGGUACUCUGCGAAGUUCUAGGAUUUAAAUAUUGUUCUACCGUAAAUGCAACACCAUUUUCAUUGCAAAAAGUUACCGCGCUCAUGUUGCAACAUGGCGUUAUUGAAUUGGACGAUAUAUUGCCGUGGUUAGUGCCAGAUGACAAGACUAUUAUUAAAGAACAUGAACAGGCAAUGAAACAAGCAAAGGAAUAUGUUCGAAAAUUAAGCGUGAUUUCUACCAAGGAUAAGGAAGAAGUACCAGAAGAGAAAGAAAAUCCACUGGAUAAAUAUGCAAGUAAUCAAAAGUUCGGAUUGUGUGAAGCGCUGUUGGAAAUUGGAGCUUGGGAAGUAGCACAAAACUUGUUCAAUCGAUUGCCAGAUCACAGUCUCACUGAUCAACGUCCUAUUGCUUUAUCGCUGUGCAAAAUGAUUCAAUCCCUUAUUGAACCCGUUUAUCGCAAACACUGUAUAAUAUCGCCAAAGUUACAAGGCAGGAGUGUCCCGCCCUUGGAGAGCGCUCUUGCACCAAAGUCGAUCGAAAAUCUCGAAGAGAUACACGAUCAAUUGUUGCCAAUGCUCAUAGUUCUCGGUCCCAAUUUACACCACGAUCCCGUUUUAAUGUAUAAAAUUAUGAGAUUAUGUCACGCCGCUAUAAAGCAGUGUCCUUUAGACACGAAUAAGCAACCAGUUGAUAAAAAUAAUAAUUUAUAUUACGACGUAUUGACGAUUCUCGAUGUGGCGUUACUGCCUUCGCUGUCUUUUAUGGACUGCAACUGUUGCGUCGCAGAGGAACUGUGGAACAUUUUAAAGUACUAUCCAUAUCAAAACCGAUACUGUUUAUACGCUCGAUGGAAGAAUGAUACGCCUCUGCAGCACGCUGCACUUUUGCGGAAAAGAGCAGACGCACAGAAGAAAAUAAAAUCCAUUAUGAAGAGAGUGAGCAAGGAAACCAUUAAACCAGUAGGAAGAUCAAUAGGCAAACUCACUCAUUCCUCGCCUGGUGUAUUAUUCGAUUAUGUUCUUAUACAAAUUCAGCUGUACGAUAAUCUUAUAGGACCUGUUGUAGAUUCUUUAAAAUACCUGACAAACAUUUCUUACGAUGUACUUGGUUACUGUCUUGUGGAAGCUUUAGCUGGUGCUGAUAGAGAUAGGUUUAAGCACGAUGGCACCAGUAUAUCUCUCUGGCUCCAAUCCCUUGCUUCGUUCUGCGGAGCCAUAUUUAAAAAGUAUAAUAUCGAACUUACUGGUUUGCUGCAGUAUGUAGCUAAUCAACUUAAAGCACAAAAAAGCCUAGAUUUAUUAAUACUGAAAGAAAUAGUACAAAAAAUGGCAGGUAUUGAAGCUGCAGAAGAGAUGACUUCAGAUCAAUUAGAUGCCAUGGCAGGUGGUGAUUUAUUGAAAAAUGAGGCUGGUUACUUCAGUCAAGUACGUAAUACAAAGAAAUCAUCGCAACGAUUAAAAGAAGCUCUUGCUGAACACGAUCUUGCCGUAGCAUUGUGUCUUUUAAUGGCACAGCAGAAACAUUGCGUUGUGUACAGAGAAACGGAUAAAUCUCACCUUAAACUUGUCGGAAAACUGUACGAUCAGUGUCAAGAUACAUUAGUUCAAUUUGGUACCUUUUUGGGAUCUACGAUGACGGUGGACGAAUAUGUGGAGAGACUUCCUUCCAUACAUUCUAUGCUUCAGGACAAUCAUAUACAUUCUGACGUUGCAUUUUUUCUUGCAAGACCAAUGUUUGCACAUGCCAUUAAUAUUAAGUAUGAUGCCCUGAGGAAAGCUGAUCCAAAUUACAAAAAAAUGUCCACCGCUAUGAAACAAGCAAAAUACGCAGAGGCUGCGCAAGCAGUCAUGGCGCCAGUUGCUCAAUCAGUCAGGCCCCUGCAUCCUCUGAAAGUAUGGGAAGAUAUUUCUCCACAAUUUCUUGUGACAUUCUGGUCAUUGUCUAUGUAUGAUUUGUAUGUUCCUGUUGAGAGCUAUCAGAGGGAAAUUAAUAAAUUAAAGCAACUUGCCGCACAGAGUGCUGAUUCCAAAGAUAUGAAUGUUAGUAAAGGGAAGAAAGAGCAAGAAAGAUAUACUACUUUAAUUGAAAAGUUGCAAGACGAGAGGCGAAAACAGGAGGAGCACGUUGAAAAAGUUUUUGCAUAUCUAAGGCAAGAAAAAGAUACAUGGUUUUUAUCCCGGAGCGCAAAAUCAGCAAAAAACGAGACGAUAACACAAUUUCUGCAAUUGUGCCUCUUUCCUCGAUGUACAUUUACAACCGUGGAUGCCAUGUAUUGCGCCAAAUUCGUUCACACUAUACAUUCUUUAAAGACUGCAAAUUUUUCAACCCUUCUUUGCUACGACAGACUUUUCUGUGAUAUAACAUAUUCAGUUACCUCAUGUACCGAAAACGAGGCAAAUCGUUACGGGAGAUUUUUAUGCGCCAUGUUAGAAACAGUGAUGAGGUGGCAUUCUGAGAAAGCCAUAUUUGAUAAGGAAUGUAGCAAUUACCCGGGAUUUGUAACGAAAUUCCGUGUCAGCAAUCAAUUUUCUGAAGCGAAUGACAUGGUAGGAUUUGAAAAUUAUAGACAUGUAUGCCACAAAUGGCAUUACAAAAUUACAAAGGCUAUUGUAGUCUGUUUGGAUUCCAAGGAUUAUGUACAAAUAAGAAAUUCCUUAAUAAUAUUAAUAAAAAUAUUGCCCCACUUCCCUGUCUUGGCUAAACUGUCUCAAAUUCUUGAACGCAAAGUGGAGAAAGUGAGAGAAGAGGAACGUGGACAACGUCAGGAUUUACACGUGCUGGCUACGUCGUACAGUGGUCAAUUAAAAGCCAAAACUCCAAAUAUGAUACGCGAGGCAGAUUUUCAUCACGUAGGAGAUAAGACUGGCAAAACGCAAGAUACUCCAAAUAAUGAUUCGUCAGAAAAGGUUGGCGAUGGAAUUUCAAAUAAAGAAAUUACAAAUGGCGAUACUAGGAUAGAGAAAGAAAAUAAAGAGCAACGAGAAAAACGGAGUGCAUCGAAUCAAAUGCAUCACGAAAGUUCAGAAAAAAUUAGGAAAAAGGAGGAGAGUAAGGAAAGUUCCGAAGGGAAGGAUAAACAUUUAAAAAAGGAAGAAAUUAAGGAAGAUGAUCUGAUGGAUAAGAAAGAUCGAAAAUACUAUAAGGAGGAACAUUAUUAUAGCAGUGGUGUAGAUAAUUUAGACCGUGAUCUUUCUAGUGUAUCAAAUAGUAGUGCUAGCUCUGGACCAACACAGGAUGGAUCGGAUAGAGAUGCCAAAAGAAGGAAAGUUGAAAGUGUACAAAAGGAAGGGCGACGCACGGAGGGAAGUCUCGAUAAAAAGGAGCGUUCGAGUAAAGGCAAAAUAAGGGAUGAACAGAAAGAGCUACGCAGAGAAAAGAAAUUUGCACGGAAAAGAGAUAGAGCAGAUGACUCGGCAGUCGCAACCGAACAGAAAAGAAGAAAAGAUGACGAAAAAGCAAAAGGAGCACAUCAGAAUGGUGAUAUUCCCGAACACAGAGAAAAACAUCAUUAUAACAAGGAAAAGUCACCCUACACAAAGGAACGUACUCAUGAACGGGAAGGCCGCGAAAGUCGGGAUAAACAUAGAAGGAGUUCGGAUCCCAAACGAAGAUGAUGUACAACAACGGAAAAAAUUUGACUUAACA